GUCUCAAUUCACCGUCAAAUCAUCUGGACUAUCGAAGUCUGGUACCGUGCGAAUGCCCUGAUGGAACUGGCUUGGUUCUGACGAGGCGAAAUCUGCACACCCUCGCUGUUUGAGGUCACCGAAAGCACGUACCGACUCCUCUUACCUUACCCCUGAGGACGGCAAGAGGCUUGAGCUGCAGCGAAAUGAUCUUCUUGCAACGUGCUGUCUGGAGAACGGCAUUUCCAAUAUCUCGGUCUUCCCAAGUGUAUCGAAGGCCACCGCAAAUUAAGUCUCUGGUCCGGCGAGUUCGCUGCAGUAGCACCAGGGGGAGCACUCCCAAGAACACUCCAGCUUCCUCUAAAAUUGCCCUCAAGAAGACCUCGUAUCCUGAACGAUUACUUGUCUAUCAUGCCGGAACUGGCCGAACCGUCUUCCUGGGAUGUAUGAAAGUCACAACGAUUUUCAUCUUCUCAUUCUUCACCCUGGUCGUAGCACCCUCUCACUUCUAUGCUGAAGCAGAGCCACCAUGGGUUGCCAUCGGAGUCCUGCUGUCUGGCAUCAUUCCAAUGGUCUUCGUGGCAUAUAUCACUGGCCCCUUCGUAACAUAUAUCCACCUCCGACUGCCAGCAUACGCUCGGCACUCACGAGAGAUGCUGAUGCGAUAUACCAAGAGUCUCCCAAACGACGCCUUGCUGGACAUCACAACCAUGAACUUCAUCGGCAAACCACGAGUCACUCGUGUCAAAGUCGCAGACCUGUAUCCCAUAAAGGAGCGUUUCGGGAUGGCAAACUAUGCACGAGACACAGAUCUCAUCAACUCGAACAUACCAUGGUAUUUCCCGAAGGCCGUUAGGCAAUUCGGGGUUCACAGCAACACAAGCAAGAUCAUGGGAGGAGACGUAUGGCACAAUAUCGCGAACAGAAUUUCAAAGAAAUAAAUCAAAUUACAAUCUGAGGAUCUC
This is a messenger RNA of Hyaloscypha bicolor E, 944 nucleotides long. RefSeq lists its product as uncharacterized. NCBI's taxonomy places the organism in Eukaryota, Fungi, Ascomycota, Leotiomycetes, Helotiales, Hyaloscyphaceae. The transcript is spliced from 3 exons. The record is from RefSeq and is a predicted model, not a curated record. The coding region runs from base 186 to 920 and encodes 244 amino acids.